Molecule: messenger RNA, 1647 nt
Organism: Aspergillus uvarum CBS 121591
Lineage: Eukaryota; Fungi; Ascomycota; Eurotiomycetes; Eurotiales; Aspergillaceae
Exons: 3
Coding region: 1-1647 (548 amino acids)
Cellular component (GO): nucleus
Molecular function (GO): DNA binding
Source: RefSeq, a predicted model, not a curated record
AUGGAUACGGAAAGCACACAUGCGCAAGACAAUGAGUUUGCGCAAUCACCCUGGGUGGAUAUGGGCGGUUUCAGUCCAUCCGAGCAUUCGCCCACCCUGGACUAUCAGGGAUUCGGAUACGGUGUCUUGCCUAUCGACUCUUCCUACGGAGUCUCAAUUCCACCACCUUAUGCAUCAUUGCCAUUGACCAUGACCUCCAACACAUGGCCCAGCAUGCUCACAACCCAGGGGCCUUUCCCGGAUGCAGCGAUGCCUGCAAUGCCUCUACCACCGCCACCUCCACCACCACCAUUGCAGCAACCCCAGCAAACGCCCGCCAUCACCUCUGUUACACCUGUCCCGCCACCGCGCAAGUCCUCGACCAGUGGCUCCACCCCACGGCGGACCCUCACCGAUGAGGACCGUCGACGAAUGUGUCUCUACCACGAGGAGAACAAGACCGCCAAGCAGACUGACAUUGGAGCACUCUUUGGUGUCGAAAGAAGUACUGUAUCGAAAGUCCUCCGUCAAAAGGAGAAAUACCUCAACCCUGACGAUGGCACCCGAUCCCCCAUCAAGCGGGCCAAAGGGCGAGUACCAGACAUUGAGAAAGCCUUGUCUAACUGGGCGAAGAACUAUCAAAAAAGUGGGUACCCUAUUAACGACGAGAUGAUCCGGGAAAAGGCUCUUUUCUUUGCCAGCACCUGCGGUAGUCCCGAUGGCAAAGAAAAGGUAUUGAGCACCAGCUGGCUUGAGAGAUUCAAACGCAAAUACAAUCUCAUGGGGGCCAAGUCUCGAAAAGGCUCCCUCAGUGCCAAGAGUGACUCGGAGAGCCCGACCUGUUUGAGCAUCAACUCGGCAUUGGCUUCUGCUAUCCACUCUCCGACCGUCCUCUCCCCUACGUCGACCACCGGAUUCCUCAGCCCGUCACCUCUGUCCCCAAUGCAGAGCAAUGAGAAUAUCAGAGCGGAGUUCGCGCACAGCCUGGCCGAGAUCACUGGCGAUUUCCAGCAUGCGCACAGCCACAGUACCACUUCCCUAGACACUUCCUCGACGUUCUCCGCUGGUAUCACGAGUCCAACAUCCACUCUGGUUACCGACAGCCCUUUCACACCUACGAGCCAGUCCCUUACUUCGCCAGUGGAUGGCAACUCCAACCGACCCCGCAGCCAGACCUUCCCAUUGGGCUCAGCUGACCCCAGCCUGAUCUCUCCAGAAGAAAGCGAGCAGUUGACAAAGGCUGCUCUACGACAGUCUAUCUUGAUGCAAGAAGCUACUUCCCUGGAGGAACAGCAAGAUCAGAAAACUCUGCCGGGAUUGGACACUUCGGUGGGCACAAUUAAACGAAAUCGCAGCAAUCCAGAGAUCAAGCCCAAGACCACAUAUCCGCCGCUCUUUUCAAAAUCUACUAACGCUUCUCCCAUCAGUUCCCCGGGAUCACCCAGUCAAGAUGAGGCCAGAAAGGCUCUGGAGUUGGUCAUGAGCUAUCUGAAGCAACAGCCGGCGGGUCUCGUGGCGGAAGAUUAUCUUACCAUUGGGAAAUUGAUGGAAAAGCUCGAGCUCACCAAGCCAUCGCAAGGCACCCUCCCGGGUGGUCUCACUCGGAUUGAUGAGCAUGACGAUGUGCCUACUCUGAACAAGAAACGAAGCAUUCACAGUAUGGGUUAA